GCCGCCCCCCCCCCCCCGCACCGCCUGCGGGCCCUGGCGCGCUCCUGGCUGGACGAGGACGCGCCCUGGCCCGACCCCACCGUGGCGCCGCUGGGGAACGCCGAGAUCCGCGCCCACAUCCUUGUCAAAAACCCCGAAACCCCCGCAUUUAACCCCAAAACCCCCCCGUUUUUCGGGGUGCUGGCCGGCUGCCCAUUCGCCGAGGCGGUUUUCGCGGUGUCAGGCUGCUCCGUGCUCUGGAAGGUUCCCGAAGGUUCCUGGCUGGGCCCGGGCCAGGCGCUGCUGGCCGAGGUUCGCGGCCCCGUUUCCGGGCUGCUCCUGGCCGAGCGCACGGCCCUCAACGUCCUGGGCCGCUGCAGCGGCGUGGCCUCCAUGGCCGCCCGGGCCCGGGGCGUCGCCGAGAGCCGAAACUGGGGAGGGGUCGUGGCGGGGACGCGCAAGUGCACGCCCGGCUUCAGGGCGGCCGAGAAGUACGCGCUGGGCGUGGGCGGCGCGCAGGGGCACCGUGAGGGGCUGGGGGCGUUCGGCCUCAUCAAGGACAACCACAGGGCCGUGGCCGAGAUGGGCGGCGGGCACGAAGGGCUGAUUGAGGGGGCGCGCCGGGCCGGGGGCUUCACGCGGAAAUUGGGCGUGGAGUGCACGAGCGCCGAGCAGGCGCUGGAGGCGGCCAAGGCUGGGGCCGACGUCGUCCUGCUCGACAACCUGAGCCCAGAGGCGCUGCACGCGGCGGCCGCGCGCGUCAAGGCCGCGCACCCGCGGGUGCUGGUGGAGGCCAGCGGGGGCAUCGGCCUGGAGAGCCUGGGCAGCUUCCUGGGGCCCCACGUGGACGUUGUGUCCAUGGGGUGCCUGACCCACAGCGCCCCCGCGCUUGACUGCGCCCUCAAGGUGGUGGGCAUGGGGGACGGAGCCGAGGAAAAGUGA
Melospiza melodia melodia is the source of this 921-nucleotide messenger RNA. RefSeq names its product nicotinate-nucleotide pyrophosphorylase [carboxylating]-like. The record is from RefSeq and is a predicted model, not a curated record. Gene Ontology annotation, cellular component: cytoplasm. The annotation marks the transcript as partial. Lineage: Eukaryota; Metazoa; Chordata; Aves; Passeriformes; Passerellidae. Gene Ontology annotation, biological process: NAD+ biosynthetic process; quinolinate catabolic process. Gene Ontology annotation, molecular function: nicotinate-nucleotide diphosphorylase (carboxylating) activity. The transcript is spliced from 3 exons.